Danaus plexippus (monarch butterfly) is the source of this 4813-nucleotide messenger RNA. RefSeq names its product bumetanide-sensitive sodium-(potassium)-chloride cotransporter (gene Ncc69). Gene Ontology annotation, molecular function: sodium:potassium:chloride symporter activity. Bases 319 to 3633 code for a protein of 1104 amino acids. The transcript has 22 exons. NCBI's taxonomy places the organism in Eukaryota, Metazoa, Arthropoda, Insecta, Lepidoptera, Nymphalidae. The record is from RefSeq and is a predicted model, not a curated record. Gene Ontology annotation, cellular component: membrane. Gene Ontology annotation, biological process: potassium ion import across plasma membrane; sodium ion transmembrane transport; chloride ion homeostasis.
UGAAACUUGAAGUGAGCGCGCGCGCGACGCGCGAUUUGUGAGCGAAAACAAAAAUUCAGUCAACAGCUGUACUCUAUUUGUGGUGGACUGUUGUAUUGCUGGACUUGCGUUAGCUGAAUUUUAAGAUUUUAAAGUUUAUAUAAAAUGAAUUAUAUACUAACCAUGUUCGUUAAAUAAUAGUUUAUUUAUUUUUAAACGACAAGUCUUUUAAAUUUACUUUCGCGUGGCUCUACAAUAUUAGUGUCAUUAUCUGCGAUGAGUUCUGUGAAUUAAACAUCCAAGUUUUUGGUAAUUUUCCAAAUAAGUAUAAAAGAAACGAUGGAAUCCAAUCCAAAAGACAUCGAAUUAAGCCCGGUAAAUUCUAGCCCAGACAAUAGUAGAUCGGCAAGAGAAAAGUUUAUCACGCCGGCAAACGACGAAGAGGAUGUUAUUAUCGGUCGAUUUAGAAAAAUUAGUUCAGCCAAAUCCAUGGCAGCUACCAAUGGUAACAUUCAAUAUCCUUCCGAGAUUAUUAGGAAUGAAGCCGACGUAGAGGCCGGGUUACAGUUUAAAGUUAAAGAAUGCGAAAAGGAGCGGUUGUUGCCUGAGCCUUCGGAUAGCAACGUGGUUGUUCUUCCCAAGUCUCCCGUCACGAAGAGCAGCUUUCGAGACAUGGAGAAACCUUCACGAUUCAAAGAUCAACCGUCCACAACCAGAUUUCAGAUGGAAAAUCCUGACCCUCGUUCGGAUUCUGACAGUUCAGGCAUGGAGAGCGACGACCCUCUAACGACCUCUGACACGAAAUACGGUAAAAGUUUCAGACACUUCACCCGCGAGGCCCUACCUCGGCUGGACAACUACAGGAAUGUCCUGUCGCUGCACGCGGCUCCUAGACCCACCCUGGAUGAGCUUCAUAAUGCAUCGUUAUCAAGGAAGCCAGGUCAGACCAUGGAAAAGGACCAGGCCACAGUGGCCAUACCAACCACAUCUGUCAAGUUCGGCUGGAUCAAGGGUGUCCUGAUGAGAUGUCUCCUCAACAUCUGGGGUGUGAUGCUGUUCUUGCGACUGUCCUGGGUCGUGGGUCAGGCCGGGAUUGCGCAGGCAUCUCUGUUGAUAUUGACCACCAGCGUGGUGACCACCAUCACUGCCCUCUCGAUGUCCGCCAUCAGCACCAACGGAGUCAUUAAAGGAGGUGGUACGUACUACAUGAUCUCUCGCUCCCUGGGCCCGGAGUUCGGUGGUUCCAUCGGGCUCAUCUUCUCUAUGGCCAACGCAGUCGCCUGCGCCAUGUACGUGGUGGGCUUCGCGGAGUCACUCAUCACACUCAUACCAGAGACCGCCUACAUGGUCGACAAGAAUUGGGACCAGGCCAUCUACGGCUGCAUCACGAUCGUUUUACUCACCGGUAUCGUGAUGGUGGGUAUGGAAUGGGAGGCGAAGGCUCAGAUUGUGUUGCUGGUGGUAUUGUUGGCAGCCAUAGCGGACUUCUGUGUGGGGGCGCUCGUGGGGCCCAAGAGCGAGCAGGAGGUCGCGCAGGGCUUCGUCGGCUUUAACUGGACUGUGAUGCUGAGUAACCUGGGUCCGGACUAUAGAUAUUUCGAGGGUCAGCACCACAACUUCUUCUCGGUGUUCUCGAUAUUCUUCCCAGCCGCUACCGGUAUACUCGCAGGGGCCAACAUAUCCGGGGACCUGAAGGACCCGCAGAAGUCAAUCCCCAAGGGUACCCUACUGGCCAUUCUCCUCACGACUCUGUCGUACUUGUUGAUCGCGGUGGUGGCGGGCGCGUGUGUGGUGAGGGAUGCGUCAGGAAACCUCCAGGACGUGGUGGACGGCACCCUCGGCCUCUGUAGAGACAACGGCACCUGUCAAUACGGCCUACAUCACAGCAACGAUGUAAUAAGGCUGGUGUCAGGGUUCGGACCUCUGAUAUACGGCGGCUGUUUCGCGGCCACACUGUCCUCGGCGCUCGCGUCCCUGGUCUCCGCGCCCAAGGUGUUCCAGGCGUUGUGUCAGGACAAGCUGUACCCGUGGCUGGAGUUCUUCGCGAAGGGUUACGGAGCUAACAACGAGCCGGUCAGGGGAUACGUGCUCACCUUCGUCAUAGCCGUGGCCUUCAUCCUGAUGGGCGGGUUGAACCAGAUCGCUCCCCUGAUAUCUAACUUCUUCCUGGCCGCCUACGCCCUCAUCAACUUCGCCACGUUCCACGCCAGCCUCGCCCGCCCCGUGGGCUGGAGACCCACCUUCAGAUUAUACAACAUGUGGCUGUCCCUGGCGGGGUCGCUGGUGUGCGCCGCCAUCAUGUUCGUGGUCUCGUGGUUCAACGCGCUCCUGACGCUGGCAGCCCUGCUGGCCCUCUAUUUGCUAGUGUCGUAUCGCAAGCCAGAUGUGAACUGGGGCUCCACCACCCAGGCCCAGAGGUACAAGGCGGCCCUGUCCGGCGUACACCAGCUGAACGCGGUCAGCGAACACGUUAAGAACUACAGGCCUCAGAUCCUGGUGCUGACGGGUUUCCCCGGGGAGAGGUCCAUGCUCACGGACUUCACGUAUCUCCUUACCAAGGGACUGUCGCUGAUGCUCUGUGGGCACAUCCUGCAGAGCGCCAUCAACCACCGCACGCGCGAGGCGCUAUCGGCGCGCGCCUACCAGUGGUUCAGCAAACGAAACAUCAAGGCCUUCUACACCAUCGUGGACGACGCCAGCUUCAAGGACGGAGCCGGCGCGCUCCUACAGGCGAGCGGUCUGGGCAAGUUGAAGCCGAACAUUCUUCUGAUGGGCUUCAAGGAGGACUGGCAGACCUGCCCGCGACAGGAACUGGCCGGCUACAUCGACGUCAUGCACAAAGCUCUAGACUUGCACAUGGGCCUGUCUCUGCUGCGCGUGUCGGGAGGUCUGUACAGCUGCGACACGCUGGACGAGGACCUGCUGGCCUGCCUCCAGCCGCCCGCCCAGGUCGAGCCCGCCCUGGCACCAUCAAUGGGCGACGGACACAAGAAGUCCUCCGAGACGCUGAACUCUCAGUCCAGAGUCAGCAGCGUGUCCGACGUGUCGUGUGAGGCGGGCGGGGCGAGCGGCGCGUGUCCCACCCCCGAGCGCUUCCCCCGGCUGGCGGGCGGGGUGGACGUGUGGUGGCUGUACGACGACGGCGGCCUGACGCUCCUGCUGCCCUACAUCCUCUCCACGAGGCGGGCCUGGGCCUCGUGCCCGCUCCGGGUCUUCACCCUGGCCAACAACAACGCCGAGAUGGAGAUAGAGGAACGCAACAUGGCGUCCCUCCUGUCCAAGUUCCGUAUCGACUACUCGUCGCUGAAGAUGAUCCCGGACGUGUCCCGGCGGCCGCGGGACUCCACCCUCGCCUACUUCAACAAGCUCAUAGAACCCUUCACCGCCAGGGACGACUCGGACGACAGCUUCGGCAUCACCCCGUCGGAGCUGCGCGCGGCCGAGUCCCGCACUCACCGCUACCUGCGCGUGCGGGAGCUGGUGAGCAGCCAGUCGGCCUGCAGCCGCCUGGUGUGCGUGACGCAGCCCAUGCCGCGGCGCCGGGGCCUGCCGCCCGCGCUGUACGCCGCCUGGCUGCACGCCCUCGCCACCGCCGCCGACCGCGUGCUGCUGGUGCGGGGGAACCACUCGUCCGUGCUCACCUUCUACUCCUAGGUCCGGAGCGACGCCCGCCGCCGGACCAUACGAUCAUUUCGUGUUGAAAAUACAUCAUCCUCCCGGAGCCGCAGCGCGCGCGGCGUUAUUAUAUACGUGUGCAGGAUGUCCGCAGUACGAGCGCCGCACGGAGCCGCGGCAGCCCGGCGCGAGGGACCAAUAGAGAUAUGUUAGUGUAAGGUCACGGCGGGUAGUCGCGCGCUCUGUAUGUGUAUCUAUCGUAAUAGCUGUGCGGAGCAGCCCCGGCGUCCCGCGGGCGCCCCGGGGAUGUAUGUAUGAUAUGUAAGCCUGGAAGUACAAACUCUCCCCACAUGCACCGACCCGUCACCGCUGACGGCGAGCGGCCGGUGUCGCCCCCUAGCGUAGCUGUGGUGCUUUACACUCGUUGUCUACUGAUAUAUAUGUCUAUACGAUUCCAUUGUGCCUAUUUUAUAUGAUAUUCUCAUUUUUAUGAAUUGACUUAACUUUUGACGAAAUUAUACAUUUUUUGAUAUCUAUUGUAUAGGUCUAGUGUAUCGUUUCGGCGUUUUACAAAUUUGUAAUCUCAUUGUGUGUGUUGUUAAUAUAUUCACUAUAUACGUAUUGCCUCGCGUCACACGUCCAGGUGUUCUCAGGGAAUUUGGUUUCAAUGAAAUUAAUCAUAGAUCUGCGGGCUUGGGCCGUUGGCAUGUGACAGGAACUGUCCGCCUGCCAUCAGUUAGCGCGCCCACACUGCGCACGAGGCGUUUUCCGUUUCUCAUUCGGUUUUAAUGCUAUGAUUUGCCAACACUUAUGAAUGAGGAACUGUCGCCGCUCCGUGUUGAGUGCGCCGACGCCGACUUGUCCUGAGGCAGUUCCGUCACAUUAGUCCCGUCACCAAUACAUCCGGUACAGAUCGUCAUUUCUCGGUUAAGUCCAACAUGACUAUGAUUUCUUUAAGUCUCAGAGCAUCGGUGGUAGUUACCGGUUUUGCCUAUGAUGUGAAACUAAUAUUGCGAACGUAUUUUAAUCACUACGUUAUUAAAAAUAUACUAACUGUUUCAAACAAAUGUUAUUCUAAGACAUUAUAUAUGCGUAGUUGGAUAUUUUUAUAAACGAUUGUAACAUCAAGAGAAUGGUAAUGGAUGUCGUGACGCUGAGAACACGCAAUGCAUUGAAUUAAUUUAUUUUAGUUAAAUAUACAAACUAUAUUUUACAGUGA